AUGAAAAGAGGAGGAAAAGCGUCACUUUCGUGUCAAGGCCGGCCCGCAUUAUCUCCAGAGCUGCGACCCAAUUGUACGCUCGAGUGUAACACGAGGGACACUAAGAGCCUGUGUACACCCACGCACCUCAUGGAGGAUGUUGCGUGUGUGUUUAAAUAUGUUAGUUCUAAGUUGAACUGUGAGGUGUUGUAUGACGACCUUGCGUUCGAGGUGCGCUGGGCCGUCGCUGGAGAUAGCAUCGUGGUGCAACUCGUCGCCAAGCUCGAGGAUGGCGAAUACAUGUCAUUUGGUAUCUCCGGGAAUGCGAAGCAUUCGCAAAUGGUAGGAGGGGACGUGGCUGUGGCCUGGGUGGACAAGAGCACGCUCAAGGGCUACGCGGUCGACUACUACCUCGACGCCAAGAGUCAGUGCGCGGGGGUCAGAGGAUCGUGCCCUGAUGAGAGACUAGUGGAGAACACAAAUUCUAUCCGCCUACUGAACGCUGCUCUGGUCAACGGUUACUCCAUAGUGACGUACCAGAGGUCGCUGCGGGCAGCAGACGAACUGGACCGCGCCGUGCUCACCAAUGCGUCGCAACCCAUCAUCUGGGCCAUAGGACCGCUCAACUCCAGAAACGAAGUGUCCUAUCAUUCGCACUUUACUAGGGGUGACAAACUGCUGGAGUUCGGUCGCCCGCCAAUGUGGAACUGUCCGAUGCCAGAAGAAGACGACGAUAAGUCGGGGGCAGGCGUUGAAGCCAGUCAUCACCAUCACGACCAUGCGCACGAACACUCACACGACCACGCGCACGACUACGCGCACGACCAUAUGCACGACCACAAGCAUGGCCACAAACACACAAAUAAACACCAAUCUGCCGUGAUCAAACCUAACCCCGUGCCUACUCCAGCACCUGUACCCAGGGUGGUCCCAUGGUCAAUUCCUGCCAUUCAGUGCUACGAGCCGCCAGAUGGCGUUUUCUACGCUCAAAUGGGACCAACCGGUGGCAAGCAGGGAUAUUCAGCUAUUACUGGUCACGUGGGAUGGGGUAUUUCCUGGUACAUCAAUGGCUUGCUCAUUCCGGAGAUCAAUGUGGUGCGCGGGCGCAAAUACACAUUCGUUGUAGAGGGUGGGUACGAUCCCGACGUGCCCGCGAGGUAUCACCCAUUCUACAUCACGAACGAUCCUGUAGGAGGAUACUUCCAUAAGACCGAUGCGGAGAAGCAGGGUAUCAAGAUCUACGCUGGUGUCCGUCAGACCCGAAACGGUAACGUUACACCAAUCGGUGUGGGACGAUUGUGCAACUGGACUCCCGACCCCAAGGGACCUGAAGCUGAUGAAUAUCUCAGCUUCGGCGCCUACCAGAGAGCAUUAACUCUGGUCUGUGAGGAAGGCAAUCCUGGAGUAGUGACCUGGAUACCGGAUAGGAAAACUCCAGAUACUGUGUAUUAUCAGUGUUUCACGCACCGUCAUCUCGGGUGGAAGAUAAACGUGUUAGAUGAGUGCGAUGUCGAGGAGGGCGUUGAAAGUCGUAUUGUCGAGAGGGUAGUUGCUCCUCCUGAUGAUAUGGUAUCCAUGGAGUCAAUUCAGGUACACACACGAGUUACUCCAGACAAAAACUUUAUAAAUGAGCGCAAGAAAGCACAAAAAAUAAUCAAUACGAAAACGAAUUAUGACAAUUUCAGUAGCUUUAAGGGCAGCAGUGGCCUCACGGGCGAAGUUUACCCCGACUCCGAGGGGCCGUACGGGCAGGAGUUUGAAUUGCCGAUAUCCAAUGGACAGAUUGAGGACGUGAUACGAACCGUCGAGACUCUGGAACACAAGAUGAAGGAUGACUUAAAAAGGAACGCAACACAGUACCAAGUCACAGAAGACGUCAAGGAAAUGUUUUUACCAGAACAGCCUAUAAGGGAAGACGAUGAAUACUCAAUCGAUUCUCCUAAAAUACCACAGAAUUAUUUCUUACCAUCUAAUCAGAAGCCUCUGACAUUACAAUCAGUUCUCCAUCCAAAUGGUCAUAAUAAACCUGUUGGGCAUAUGAGACCACCGUUUCGUCGACCCGUACCUCCUGAAAUAAAACUCCGUAGACCUCCUCCUCCAGGGUACCAAAAAGGUACCUAUCCGCUUCCUAUGCCAAACCAUCACAACAUGUAUGGACCAGCAAAAAAACCACCAUCAAAAAUUGUUCCGAAUCGACUACCUUCAAAUGUGAAUCGACCACCUUCAACCAUGGAACGUCCGCCGCCAACUAUGGACCGACCACCGUUAUCUAUAAACAGAGGCACCUCGACACCUCCAUUGAAAACCAUGCAUGCACAGCAUCCCUCUAAAUCUAAAUACAACCAAAUCACGAAACUAGUUUCAAAAAAAAAUCAAAGUACUCCCUUAAGUCAUCUGCAAACCAUAAUUAUGGGCAAACCCAGUAUGAUUCAACCUACUCUUCCAUUGCCACCUCAAAGUCAAAAGGUAAAUUUAGGUCAAUCGGAUAUAAUUGCUAGCCAUGUGGUCAAAAGUCAAAUAAUGCUGCCAGGUGCUAACGACGCAGUUGCUCAACAAAGCAUUAAACAGACGUAUAUAAAUGUUCCAGGACAAAUAAUAUUAGGUAAACCAAUGGAUAACCCUAUGCCUUUAGAUCAACAAAUGAUGCAAACGAAGCAAUAUGGUUUACAAACAUCGUCUACACCGCUACCAGCCCAUGUACAAUCUACGCAGCGUAUUCAUAUGAAUCCUGAUCAUAAUCAAACAUUACAGAAUGAAAUGAAGUCUUCCGAUUUUAUCGGUGAGUCGGCUGACGCAUUUUUAAUACAACCCGCGGUUAACACAGGUUUUAAGCCAGACUCUAUCGUUGUCGAAAGUGGCUUCAAACCUAUAAUUAGAGAACCAUUAAUGGCUGGCGAAGACAGGAUAACUGAUGAGUAUGAGACUCUUGGUAGCAAUAGAAGAGAAGAUACCGAUAUUCAAGAAGAUUACGAAGAACCAGCCCAGAUUGUUUCCUCCAAACAUAAAUAUCCUAGCGAUCAACUGACAGAGACAUUUGAACCUAUGUUUAUACCAUCACCAGAAGACCAUUUGCUUUCUACCAAUGAUAGAACAAAAGAAAUAUUUCCACCAAACCACGCUAAAGAAGACAGGCCGCAUCCAGUGUAUGUAAAGACAAAGAAUGAACUAAAUGCAAUAUUCAACAAGAAAAAUUUAGAAAAAGAUAUCUCUACUGAUUUGGUAAUGGAACCAGAUAGGAUCAGCCCCCACUAUCUUCCCCCUGAUCCGAAGUUACCUAAGGAACACUAUCAAAAGUUGUCAAAUCAAGAGACUUUUACUACAUAUGAUGGCAAAACUGUAUCAGGGGCAACAUUGACUAGUGUACCCGAGGCUAAGCCACCUAAAUUAUUCUCUGCUAAACUGCCCGCAAAUACUAAAGAACUACUUAAAACUCCUCAAUUCGGACCAUUUAAAGGAGAAAUUCCCCCUCCAGUUGAAGCACAUAUAACUUUAGAUGAAAAAAGUAACAUCAAUGUAAGGAUGACCAACUUAAAACUUGUCGACGAACAAAAACCAAAAAAUGUUUCGGAUCAUGAUCUGAACACAACAACAAGUAGCUCAGUAAUGACUCAACUCAACGCCACGGAGCAUCCAGAUGAAUAUGAAGAAGUAGAAGAAUACGAAGAAGACCAAGUAGAUGAAGAUUUAAAAAAGAGAGUUAAGAGGGAUACAAAUGACACAACAUUUGAUUUGAGACAAACUAACGGGCACAGCAAACCCAUCAAUCAAGCGGAUUUCGAAAUUUUAAGGUCCACGGGUACCACCUCAAAUACAAGAAUCAGUGGGAUGACUCACAUAGUAUUACUAGCGAUAUGUAUGAAAUUGCUAUAA
Molecule: messenger RNA, 3849 nt
Organism: Arctia plantaginis
Lineage: Eukaryota; Metazoa; Arthropoda; Insecta; Lepidoptera; Erebidae
Source: the annotation of a GenBank genome assembly